UUUGCCGAUGGCGGUUCACUCUAUAAUCUCCUCAAAAAUCCGGACAAUCCCGAUCCCGAAUUCAAACAAAUCGUCCGCUGGGCAUUGCAGAUUGCCGCAGCAGUCAGGUAUUUGCACUACGAGGCACCCGAAAGAGUAAUUCACCACAAUUUGAAGUCGUUGGUUGUUUUGUUGUAUGGUAAAGAGAAGGUGUGCAAAUUGUGCGGUUUUGCGUGUGCUCGGGAUGAGAAGAUGGAUAAUCCGUUUAGUGGGACAAUCCCGUGGAUGAGGUGA
Messenger RNA from Anisakis simplex (herring worm), 273 nucleotides. Lineage: Eukaryota; Metazoa; Nematoda; Chromadorea; Rhabditida; Anisakidae. The record is from the annotation of a GenBank genome assembly.